GUGAUUCCUGAGCGGCAAGAUAAGGUCUCUUAAGACUUCUGUCUUCCACCUUUCCCUGUUCUGGCUUCAUAGUUUCUAUCCUUUCCCAAGAGCAGCAGAAAAUGAACAAGUAUCAGGGACCUGUAACAUUCAAGGAUGUUAUUGUGGAAUUCACCCGGGAGGAGUGGCAGUUACUGGACGCUGCUCAGAGGACCCUGUACAAGGAAGUGAUGCGGGAGAACUACGGUCACCUCGUCUCAGUGGGUUACUGUGUGAAUAAGCCAAAUGCAGUCUUCAAGCUGAAGCAAGGAAAAGAACCGUGGAUACUGGAGGUGGAAUUUCCACGUCGGAACUACCCAGAAGACCUUUGGAAGAUUCAUGACUUAGGAGCAAGAUCCCAGGGAAGCCAAGCUGAAAAUUCAAGGAAUGGAGAACUCACAAAACACCAGCAAACUCCUGCCAGAGAGAAAAUCUAUAAAUGUAGUGAAUGUGCAAAGUCCUUCUGCCAGAAGUCUAUCCUCCUAAUACAUCAGCAUACUCACUCAAAGGACAAACCCAGGGAAUAUGGGACAUCGGUCCCUAGGAAUGGAGACCUCGCAAGACAACAGAAAGGUCAAGCCAGAGAGAAAACCUAUGAAUGUAAAGAAUGUACGAAAACCUUCUACCACCUGUCCUCUCUUAGUAGACACUUGAGAACUCAUGCAGGGGAGAAACCCUACGAAUGCAAUCAGUGUGAGAAAUCCUUCUACCAGAAGCCACACCUUGUGGAACAUCAGAAAACACACACAGGAGAGAAACCCUAUGAGUGUAACGAGUGUGGGAAGUUCUUCUAUGUUAAGGCAUACCUCAUGGUACAUCAGAAAACACACACGGGGGAGAAGCCGUAUGAAUGUAAGGAAUGUAGGAAAUCCUUUUCCCAGAAAUCACACCUCACGGUACAUCAGAGGACACACACAGGGGAGAAACCCUAUAAAUGUAAGGAAUGUGGGAAAUUCUUUUCUAGAAAUUCACACCUCAAAACUCAUCAGAGAACUCACACAGGAGAGAAACCCUAUGAAUGUAAGGAGUGUGGGAAGUGUUUCUACCAGAAGUCAGCCCUCACAGUGCACCAGCGAACUCACACAGGGGAGAAGCCCUUUGAAUGUAAUAAAUGUGGAAAAAACUUUUACUAUAAAUCAGACCUCACUAAACACCAGAGAAAACACACAGGGGAGAAGCCUUAUGAAUGUCAAGAAUGCGGUAAAUCCUUCUCUGUGAAUUCAGUCCUCAGAUUACAUCAAAGAACUCACACAGGAGAGAAACCCUAUGAAUGUAAGGAGUGUGGGAAAUCCUUCUCUCAGAAGUCACAUUUUAUCAUACAUCAGAGAAAACACACAGGGGAGAAACCCUAUGAAUGUCAGGAGUGUAGGAAAACUUUUAUCCAGAAAUCAAAACUCACUGCCCAUCAGAAGACACACACAGAGGAAAAAAGCUUAUAAACAGCAUGAAUUGGGAACUUUUUUCUGAGUUCAUCCUUCAGAAUAAUCAGAUAAUUCACACAAGACCAAAAAACUUAGGAAUAUCAUCUAUAUGGCAAAGUUUUAGUCAUAAGAGUUUUUCUUGACAAAGUUUUAGUCAUAAGAGUUUUUCUUGACAGCAAAUACACAAAAAUUCUUUGAAUCUAGAAGGAAGAAAUUUUUACCAUAUGUUAGACUUUAGUGUCAGACACUCUACAAAUUGUAAAGCGUGAGAGAGACCAUUCUUUUAGAAGUCACAGUAUACUGUACAACAGAAAUCACAUGAGAGAAGAACAAAUAAAAAAAAAGAAGGUCAGGAACUUUCUGGUCAGGGCAGCCAUCACUAGAUAUCCCAAAGCUCACGUGAAUGAGAGCCUCCUAUCUGUGUCCAUCCUGAGCUUCAGAAAUACUUUACAACAGGUGGACUCCAAACGCUCAAAGGAGUGACUAGACGUCGAAACAUCCAGAAGCCCUUCUUGAGAAGUGACGUCUCUGUGACCUUCAGAUGAGCGAUGCCAGGAUAGAACCAUCGCAGACAUCUCAAAUACGUCAGUUUCCUGACAAAAACUCAGUAUCUGUAUUGAGUGAGAGUGACAGUUACGCCAGAAGUCAUGUUGCAGUGACUGGAUUGUGAGGGUUGGGUUGUUUUUUUCUUUGAAGAAACCUGCAAAUGUCUGGAUAGAUAGAUAGAUGAAGCUUUUUAAAAAGCACAAACCCAUUGAGAAGCCAGGUGACAUCCUUAAACUCACGUGAAAAGCCCUUGAGUGGAGCUGACGUGUGUCCGCGUGCUGCUAGGCCGAUCACAGAUGUCUGUGCGUACACGGAUCCCAUCCGUAAGUGUACACAGGAAAAUCCGUAACCUCAGCUCUGCAGCUCUCAAGUGCGUGAGGAGAUCCCACGUCAACCCUCAGCAUCGACUCCUGUUGUUCCAGUGUGUAUUUUAAGUGUACUGUUCUUUUAAAAUUUAAUGCAUCUCUAUUUCCUGGCAUUUUUAAGUGAAUUCAGAUGUUCCUGAACUGAUCCUUCAGAAAGAAGCUAAAAGUCUUUUUGUAAAAUUCUCCAGCUGUCUCGUGGUCAGCCAAAUUUUGCAUUAGGGACACAUUUAUUCCUAAGAAAAGACUGAGUUUAUUUUUAAAAACAGCUGAUGGAAACAGUCUGUAUGAUAAACAGUGCUGUGUGAAGAAGUAGUGUCUGUCCUACUGUUGACGUUUUAGGAGGGUGCAGAGGUAUCUGCAGGAGAAUUUUGUGUGAGGAAGGAUGUUCUUUACACAACAUGGCAGCGGUUAAGAGUGUGGACUCUGGACUCCCACUGCCAAGGCUCAGAUCCCAUGGGGCAUGCCACUUACCCUCUCUGUGCCUCGGUUUCCUUUUCUAUAAGAGAAGUGAGAAUGUUAGAAUUGCUUGGAGGUAUGAAUUAAUAUUUUUAAAGCACUUAGAAUAGCGUCUGAGACACGAGAAAAGCGUAAGUUGGCUACGACUAUCAUUAUAAUUGUAUUUCUUGAAUGAUGCUGGAGAACAAAAAGGUUGGCUCCCAGCAUUCAUCACUCACUUUCUUGCUGUAGUGCCUUGCUUUGGCUUGGUUGUGCAUUUUCCUACGAGUGAUUCAGAUACUCACGUGUGACCCGCUGCCUGUCUUUGUAGCCUUACAAGCCAACAGUGGUUUUACAUUUCUAAAUGGUUGAAAAAAAAAAAAAAAAAAGAAUAUUUUGUGACAUGUGCCGAUUAUAUUCAGAUUUGUGUCCGUAAAUAAAGUUUUACUGGAACACUAAUAAAGUAAUAAAACAGAGACCGCUGUCUCUGUUCUGCCUGAGGCUGCCUUCAGCACUAUAAGAACAGAGUUGAGUAGUUCUGACGGGAGACCAUAUGGCUCACAGAGCCUAAGACAGUUACUGUCUGGCACUUUACAAAGUCAAGUUUUUCUGUUACUUAGGACUGAAGACAUCACAAUCAGUGUAUACAGUGUACUUUUAUAUAUGCUACAUGUUCCAGGAGUGAUGCACACAGCAGUUUGUGGGUGGGUGGUUUUUGUGCAGUGUAUUUAUUUUGUACAUUGUAUUUAUAUGUUAAAAGCCUAAGCAUUAGAAUUUUUUUUCAAAGAAAUGUGUUUUACUUGUUGAACUGUCAUAAAAUGCAAACAUCUUCUGAUGGAAUGUAGCACUACAUGUAUGAAAUAAACACUGUCUGAAUUAAACAGAA
This is a messenger RNA of Felis catus (domestic cat), 3671 nucleotides long. Its product is annotated as zinc finger protein 25. NCBI's taxonomy places the organism in Eukaryota, Metazoa, Chordata, Mammalia, Carnivora, Felidae. Gene Ontology annotation, biological process: regulation of DNA-templated transcription. The transcript has 5 exons. The record is from RefSeq and is a predicted model, not a curated record. The coding region runs from base 102 to 1457 and encodes 451 amino acids.